Molecule: messenger RNA, 735 nt
Organism: Saccostrea echinata
Lineage: Eukaryota; Metazoa; Mollusca; Bivalvia; Ostreida; Ostreidae
Product: protein mono-ADP-ribosyltransferase PARP15-like
Exons: 3
Coding region: 30-596 (188 amino acids)
Biological process (GO): negative regulation of gene expression
Cellular component (GO): nucleus; cytoplasm
Molecular function (GO): transcription corepressor activity; NAD+ poly-ADP-ribosyltransferase activity
Source: RefSeq, a predicted model, not a curated record
UCGAUGGGUUGCCAACUACAUGGACAUGCAUGACAAAUAACCAAACUGUGGUUGAGAUCACCUUGAAUAAUUGGGACAAUGAGUAUCAAGAGGUCAUGUCAAAGUUCAAGGCCUCCAGUAAGAGUUCAGUGACAGUUUCAGAGAUACGCAGAGUGCAGAACCCCUUUCUUUAUCAGCAAUAUGCUGCAAAAAGGAAGGAAAUCGAAGUGAAGAAUGGAAAAGAUCCGCAGCAAUGGUUGUGGCAUGGGACCUAUCCAGAAACUGUUAAUAAAGUCAUAAACAAUGGAUUUAAUAGAGGAUAUUGUGGCAGGAAUGGUACGAGGUAUGGUGCUGGGGUUUAUUUUGCUGUGAAUGCGUCCUACUCUGCUGGGUAUUGCAGACUUGACUCUAAUGGACUCAAGCAUAUGUUCUCUGUCCAAGUUGCGACUGGUGAUUAUUGUGUGGGUAAUAGAAGAAUGAAUGUACUUCCACCAAAACACGGAGCAGGAAGUCACGUGACGUACGACUCUGCCUCCGAUAAUCUCAUUAAUCCGGAAAUGUAUGUGAUAUUUCAUGACAGCCAAGCCUACCCGGCAUAUCAUAUAAUCUUCAGAUAAUCUGUCAACUACUAUGUCAAGAAAAAACACAAGAGCAUGGACUGCUGUAAACGCGCUGGAUUUUGCAUUGUGAAUUAACAUUGGAAGCAUUUUCAAAUACUACAAGUACUACUAGUAACAUAUACGGAACGUGAUAGGA